GAACGUCUCUGCAUUUUCGCCAUCAUCAGUGUGAGAAGAUGGGACCGCCUUGCUGGAAGGGGUUUGGUAGGGUGUCACUCUGUCACAUCGCUUUCUCGCAACGGCAAAAGAUCAGUGUUAAGAGGCUCUGAAGGGGCCCUGGAGUAUGACGAUUCGUCCCAUCUGGGACGGAUUACCGAGAAGAGACGUGGUAAGAAAGUGUCUCUCAGAGGUAAGACGGAUAUAUACAGUCGAGAGCACUCUUGAAAUCCAGUCUACAUUAUCUCCCUCAAUCCCUGCUAUACCUGUACCACAUCCUUUCUCUAGUUGGCGUCGCAGGCAAGGAUAUAUGGGUGAAGGAUCCCUUCCAACACGAACGAAAGACAACACACGUGCGGCGGCGAAGAUGACUCGCACCGACGUCGAGUUCAAGACCUCCGACAACGUCACCCUGCGUGGCUGGUUCUUCACGCCGUCCAACGUCUCGUCGGGGACGAAACUGCCAUGCAUGAUCCUCACGCACGGCCUCUCAUGCAUCAAAGAGAUGGGCCUGGACCAUGUCGCGUCCAAGUACGUGUCCGACUUGGCGGUGUCGUGCCUGGUGUAUGACCAUCGCGGGUUCGGGGCGUCAGACACGGCAUCGCACGCGCCGAGACAGGAGGUCAACACCUGGUUGCAAGCGAACGAUACGCGCGAUGCGGUCACGUACGUCCAGACACGGGAGGACGUGGACAAGAGCAAGAUCGGCGUGUGGGGAUACUCAUUGUCCGCGAUCCACGCGGUGUAUGUGGGCGCGAUUGAUCGGAGAGUCAAGGCCGUGGUUGCGCUGGGCCCGGGGAUGGAUGGGACGGAGAUUUGUAAGAGGUUGGCGGCGCCGCAUGCGUUGAAUGCAAUGCAGGGGCUUUUCGAGAUGGAUCGGCUUGCGAGGGCGAAGGGCGAAGAGCCGAUUAGAGUGCCUGUCAUCAGUGCAGAGGGUGGCCAGUGUGUCCUGCCGAGUCCGGAGAGUACGGCUUUUUUUGGCCGGUGGGUGGGCAAGGAUGAUGAGAGGGGCUGGAGGAAUGAGCUUACUUUGAGGAGUCUCGAUGAUGUGUCGACAUAUUCGACGGCCAUGGCACACCUGGAGAACUUGUGCCCGACACCGGUGUUCUUUGGCGUGGCGAGCAGAGAUACGAAUAGUCCGGCGGACAUGGUGAUGAGGCAGUAUAACAAACUGAGCGAGCCGAAGGAGUAUGCCAUCGUGGAUGCGGACCAUUAUGAGCUCAUGGGCAAGGCGAGGGACGUCUUGCAUCCAAAGGAGGUUGCGUUCUUGAAGAAGUGGCUGUCUCUGUAAGCUGCGACAUUUUUUAUCUGAUGUUGUUGCCCUGCUCCGACCGG
Messenger RNA from Exophiala xenobiotica, 1353 nucleotides. RefSeq lists its product as uncharacterized. The record is from RefSeq and is a predicted model, not a curated record. The coding region runs from base 146 to 1309 and encodes 387 amino acids. The transcript has 2 exons. Lineage: Eukaryota; Fungi; Ascomycota; Eurotiomycetes; Chaetothyriales; Herpotrichiellaceae.